AUGUCCUCAAGAGUUAAUUCUAACUACCAGAGCUUUCUCGCACAUACUUCACCUCUUGUCCCUGUUCAUUAUCAUACGCAGGUAACUGGAGCGUCAUCUUUUUCAACGGUAGCUUCAGGAGCUGAAGCAAAAGAAGUGAGAAGGCCUCACAUCGUCCUCGGAGAUAUCUGGUCUGCUUAUGAAGAGUUUAGCUGUUAUGGUAAUGAAGUUCCUCUUUCUCUGGAAGGCAUCGACGAAGAUGUUACCUCGUACUAUGCUCCUACACUCUCAGCCAUGCAGAUCUUCACCAUCAAACCCUUCGCUGAUGACGGUGGUUCUUCUUCAAGGAGUUCGUCGAUAGGAACAAAUGAUAGCUCAAGCUACCUUUAUUUUCAAUACAACGAGCUAGAAUUGCCGCACGAGAGGCAUCCACUGACUGCAAAGAUUGAGCAACUGGCUGAGCAGCACAGUGGGUUGCAUAGUCUGACAAGUUCAGAUCUUUCUCCAGAUAGCUGGUUGUCCAUAGCAUGGUACCCCAUCUAUCAAAUUCCAUCAGUGAAAAGCAUGAAGAAGGAGUUAUCUGCUGCGUUUCUAACGUACCAUAAAUUGAAACCAGACUUUCCAGAAACAUUUGUUGAGGAUGAUAAGAAGGUGAAAGAGAAAGGAAAGUCAAGUAGUGAAGAAGAAGUUGUGUUUCCUCCAUUUGGAGCAAUGACUUACAAGGCCGUUGGUAACGUGUGGAACAUGCCUUGGACAUCAGAUCAUGAUGAUAGAGAUAGGCAUGAAAAGGCUGCUUCCUCGUGGGUGGAAAAACUCGGCUUCGCUCACAGUGAUUACUGGUUCUUUUUCAGAUGCAAGUUCUAUUGUUACCCCCGUUAGU
This is a messenger RNA of Brassica oleracea var. oleracea, 859 nucleotides long. RefSeq lists its product as uncharacterized. Bases 1 to 858 code for a protein of 285 amino acids. NCBI's taxonomy places the organism in Eukaryota, Viridiplantae, Streptophyta, Magnoliopsida, Brassicales, Brassicaceae. The record is from RefSeq and is a predicted model, not a curated record. The transcript is spliced from 6 exons.